CAGUGUUCUGCGAAGGUUUGGCUCUAUUGGCUUCUGCCUACGUAUCCUUUACAGGGAUCACCUGAAUUGUAAUUAGCAGCUGAGCUGCUGGUCAGAGCCCAGGCAAGCCUAUGCUGAGAGGAUACUACAGCCCUGAGGAGGUUGGCCAGCCAGGUGGGUGGGCAGAGGCAGGCUGAGAAUGCAGCAAGUAAGCUGAGGAGGAGCUGAGAAGGGAGAGACCCACAUCCAGAGCUGCUGCAAACAGCCCUCCAUCAGGGGGGACGCUCACGCUCGCCUGGACCAUGAGCAAUGAGUCUACCGUCUGGAACAACCUCACCGAGAACUCCACCGGGGUCCCAUUUGAGCCUGGUAAACAACAGAAUGGUUACGUCCUGCUCCUGGUGCUCCUGUCCAUCUUCCUAGGGGGAACACUGGUCCUGCUGUCUGUCAUCCUGAUUGUCUGCAGACGCUGCUGUGAUGGAGACCGCCACUAUGCCAGUGCCAGUGACGACCCUGAGAAAACCAACACAACCUACACUGAGGAGUCUCAGCCAGUCCAUGCAGAGAUCACCAUCCGGGUGGACGAGUCGGACUGCCUGUCGGCCGCCAGCUCCCACAUGGACAUGGAGACGGAGCGCUUCCUGUCCACGGGCACCCAGGGCGGCCGCCGCGUCUCCUUCAACGAGGCGGCGCUCUUCGACCACGGCAAGAAGGCCCUGGAGAAAGGCCGCAGGUACACGUUGACUGAGGGUGACUUCCACCACCUGAAGAAUGCGCGGCUCACACACCUCCACAUCCCGCCCCUGGCCCUCAAGAUAGACACCAUCCACGAGUGUGAGUCAUUGGAGAACAGCAUCGCCAUGACAACCCGCCCCGCCGCCAAGUCCAGCCUCUCCAUCUUCCAGCCGGCGCUGUGUGCCCUGCGGCCCCUGCGGCCCCUGCGGACCCUGUGUCCCCUGCCCCAGACAGCAUUGACCAGUCUGAGUGUCAGCCCCAGCUCAGGCCUCCCUGGGGACACCCUCAACUCGGUGGUGGACUCCAGCUUCAGUGAGAGUGCCCCGGGACCCAAGGAGCCCAGCAGCAGCAUUGAGGUGAUGGUUUCUGGCUCCAGGAAUGGGGGCAGUCCGUCUUUGAGUGAGGGGGCAUCGGUGACGUCUGUGACGGGUGUGUCCCCUAGCGCGGGGGUGGGACAGGGCCCGGUCCUGCAGUUCUUCACCAAGCUGAGGCGUCAUGCCAGCCUGGAGGGGGCCAGCCCAUACUUCAAGAUCAAGAAGUGGAAGCUGGAUAGCAGCCAGCGGGCUUCCAGUCUGGACACCAGAGGGUCCCCUAAGAGGAGGCAGUUCCAGCGGCAGCGCGCCGCCAGCGAGAGCAUGGACCAGGAGGAUAACGACGCCCACCACAUGGACCUCAUCCAGUACAUCGCCCGCACCCAGGACGUCACCUACCACCCCAGCCCCUCCGCCUCAGCCCACCUCCUCUCCCCCUCCUCCCCCUCCAAGCCACCACCCUCCCUCGGCAGGUUAGAGGUGGUGGUGGUGGUGGAGCCCAGCUGCAGCAGGGGCCAGGUGCCGGGGGUGAUCGGCCUGUUCCCAGAGCCCCAGGACGAGGCAGCGAGCCUGGGGGACUGUAGACAGGAGAGCUCGGCCUCAGACCACCAGGCCCUGUACAGAGACAUCUGGACGCUCCGGGCCUCUCUGGAGCAGUACGGCUCCUCAGACCAGAUCAGCAACAACGACAGGGACUCCGUCCGCAGCGACGCCGACAGUGUCUGCUCCCUGGGGGGCCGGACCGAGAGGGGGGAGCUGCCCAGUAACCCCUCCCAGGACAUCGGGGACGGGGAUGAGCCCGAAGGAGACGUGGAGCUGCCCUUGGAUGAGGGGAUAGGAGAGAAGGAGGAGGAGGAGGAGGAGGAGGAGGAGAAAGGGGGGAAGCAGGACAGUGUGGAGUCAGAGAGGGUCAGUGACGGGGAGUCAGGGAACCGUAAGCUCAUGCAGAUGGACAGUGGCUAUACGUCUAUAGAGGCUCCAUCACGGGCGCCAGAGGAGCUGAGACUGUUUGGCAGUAGUGGCAGUAUAGACAGGACGUCCCUGGAGAAGAGACACUACUUCACCAGUGCAGGGCGCACUGGCACAGUGGGCGAGAGCUUCGAGGCCCGCAUCUUCGAGGAAGAGCCAGACGAGGAGAUGCAAGCAGGGGCGACGGGCGGCAUCGCCAUAGAAACGGCCAGGUCUCCCCUGGGCUGGUCUCCGUAUGGGCAGAUGUUCACUCCACGAGAGGCGCAGCCGCACUCCCACCCACCCUCAUCAUUACACCGCCGCGACUACAGCAUCGACAAGAAGACUGACGCGCUCUUCCAUGAGUUCCUCCGACACGACCCCCAGUUCGACCAACAGGAGUCGCCGCGGAAACAUCGCUCGCGCAUCCACCUCCGCAAGCAGUGGCAGCGCAACAAGCAGUACAGCGACCCGGGCGUUCGCUACCAGUACCUCUCCUUUGAGAGGCAGCGGACCCCCCUGCGACGAGGCGAUAGCGUCAACUACCCGCUGGACACGGGCUUCCACAGCACACUCCCACGCAUUGUCAGUGCGCCUGACGAGGAGGCCAGCGAGGGGGCCCCCAGUACCCCCCAGACACCAAAGGCCGAGGCGGUGGUGGCGGGAAGGGGAGAGGUGGAGGAAGGAGACAGGAGGAGGGCGAGUCCCAGCAGUAGCUGUGGCAGCAGCACCGUGACCAUCAGAGACCUGGAAGGGAGGGCAUCCUGUUCCCCUGUCCCGGAUAGAGAGGGCCUGCUAAGGGAGCAGCCCGACCCCCAGGAGGACACUAGGCAGGCGGUACACACCCCUGAGCUCCCUGAAGAGCCCCCCCAGCCUCCUGACACGGGCCACGGCCGACAGACCAUCACAGCCGAGCUGACGGACAAGCUGAGCGCCACUCUGGAUGAGCGGCUGUACACGGGCCUGCGACGGACCAAGGACACGGCGGCGGUGACAGAGUGUGUGGUGACGGUCACUCACGCCUCCCCCGACCACAGCCCAGUGUAGCAUGGCUCCAGUCCUCCUCCACUCCUCCCUGAUCUUUGUGUUUAAUUUGAUUUCAGUCUACGCCGGGUAACUACAAUUUCUCUGUUUCUGUCUGAAUUAGCUGGUCCUAGACCUGUAACAUGAAAACAGGCUACACUAAACAGUAUCAUGUAGGCUAUUUUAAGAAUACACCCCUAGAUAGUAUCUACAGUACCAUAGUGUCUCUUACUGCUGUGAUUCCUUUCUCCUCUUAGAGAAAUGAUGAUGUUAAGAGCCAGUAUCCCUCUGCACUAGUCUAUCCACUGUGAAACCAGGCGCUAUUAGAUUUGAAGUCAUCUCAAGAUCAGGAUACAAAGAUUACCUGGGCACUAUAGGCCAGUCUUGGGUAAAUAUCAAAAUAGGUUUAUUUAUGUUUUCCAUUACGUUUUGAUCAUUUCAUUCGUUAUCUAUGGAUCUGGAUAUCUAUUGUCUUUGGCCAUUGAAAUAUAUAAAUCUUGCCAUGUGGCAUUUUGACUCUUGAAGAAGUAAUCAUAAUUGUUUUACAAAUUAUUAGGAAUCCCUGAGAUGUUUUUGAAGCCAAAUUUCACAUUGCCCCCAUAUUAUUUUGAACAUGUUUCUCGGGACGUCUGAAUAGUCAUCCACUAUUUCAGUAGAGUAUUGUUCAUUCACUGACACAAUCCCUUAAAUUGUAAUCCUGUAUGAUCAAAUGUUUUCUGACAGAUAGCUGUUGAAUUGUAAUGUGAUGUAAUUUAAUCAGAAUCUAUGGUACUAGGAACAGAAACCGAGCAGACCAUGAAUUUUCUUCUCAUAAACACUCAUUAAAUGGAUAUGAAGAUGCUGUCCUAAUUUGGACACCAAAUAAAUUGCGGUAUUAGGACCGCCUCGUCAUAUCCACACUGGAUCAGAGAAUAUUCUUCAUCAAGUGUCUUUGUUGCUGAAUAUCUGGCCUCAUGUUUCUAUAAAAAAAUGUCUUACUACUUUCCAGAAAAGUGAUAGUUGUUAGGACAUGUUGUUCAAUGCCUUUUGUAUUUGUUGACAGAUUUAAUUUAAAUGUGUCUAUGCUUGUUUUAUAUUUCACUCUGGUUGUGACAUUAAUAAGUGACAUAUAGGAGGCCAUGGUGAGAGCAGCUUAAAUGACAGGUUUUUACCUAAUAUCUGUGCCAAAAAUACCUUGUCAGCAAAUGGAGGGAUCUCAAGUAUUACUGAACCAGGGGUUGGAACCAACAUUAUUUUUUCCAAUCGUUUAGUUUUGAACAGAACCGCUUUUUUUCUCUUUCAUUUCGUUCCACUGUCCCGACUAGCAAAAUAAAGCUCUGAACAGUUUCGAACCCAAAACAAAGUACUGGUUUAGAUCAUUCCUUUUUUAACCUGUCAAAUCAUUUUUUAAAAAACAUUUAGCUCAUUAAAUUACUUCACCAAUCAGUUCAGAUAGAGCAGGCAAGCUAGUUGUUUACAUGCGUGAUGAACAGACAAGGGUAGCCUAUGGUGCAAGAUGCGACUGACAUUUUGUGGGUGGAGAGAGCGAGAGAGGGUUGAAGUGCUGGGCAUCUUGUUAUGACAUGCAUUGUCUGAAUUAGGUCCACAGA
Messenger RNA from Coregonus clupeaformis (lake whitefish), 4585 nucleotides. It is a transcript of the gene cbarpb, whose product is annotated as CACN subunit beta associated regulatory protein b. Gene Ontology annotation, molecular function: transmembrane transporter binding. Gene Ontology annotation, cellular component: plasma membrane; secretory granule. The coding region runs from base 282 to 3020 and encodes 912 amino acids. NCBI's taxonomy places the organism in Eukaryota, Metazoa, Chordata, Actinopteri, Salmoniformes, Salmonidae. Gene Ontology annotation, biological process: negative regulation of voltage-gated calcium channel activity; negative regulation of calcium ion-dependent exocytosis. The record is from RefSeq and is a predicted model, not a curated record. The transcript has 11 exons.